UAGGCCAUACACCUGGCUGUCACACUUAGUGCGCCUACCUGUCACUUCCUGCUGUCUGUAUUUAUCCAUUUCACUACUUUGCCCAUCUAGAGAUGGCCUCCCACGUCACUGCCAUGUUCGGAUGAUAUUGUUUUUGUAGAUUACCGCACGGAUCUGCGGUCCUGCGGAUCUAUCGCUGCGACCUUGGCUUCACACUCGGCUGAAAGGAGGAGUUAAGCCGUGGACAGUGUCGGGAGAAAGACCGCUGGGAUUUAAUCAGUGACCGCGGCAGGACAACUGUGGAUGUGUUCUCUCUGCCGUUGUGCUGCGGCCGCAUGGAAGCGAAAGUGCCUGCUGUGAAGACAUGGAUGAAAGGUUAUGUGUGCUCCCCAGCUGAAGGUCUCUGUCUACCAGAGCACCCCCUACCUGUUUGAGCAUGUAUCGCAGGAACGGGCUAUCGAAUGGCAACAGCAUCAACUCCAUCACCUCAGAGGCCAGCAGCGCCUCUGACUCCCUGGAUGGGCCCUGUGUGGACUAUGCCAAGAGCUACGAUGCAGUUGUCUUCGAUGUGCUCAAGGUGACGCCCGAAGAAUUUGCUAGCCAAAUCACCCUAAUGGACGCUCCUGUAUUCAAAGCAAUACAGCCCGAGGAGCUGGCUAGUUGUGGCUGGAAUGGAAAGGAGAAGCACAGCUUGGCUCCGAAUGUGGUAGCGUUCACUCGGAGGUUCAACCAGGUGAGCUUCUGGUUGGUUAGAGAAAUCUUAACUGCCCAGACUCUGAAAAUCAGAGCCGAAAUAUUGAGCCAUUUUGUAAAAAUAGCAAAGAAACUUCUGGAGCUGAACAACCUGCAUUCUUUAGUGUCUGUGGUGUCGGCUUUGCAAAGUGCUCCCAUCUUCAGACUCAGCAAGACCUGGGCGUUGAUCAGUCGAAAAGAUAAGGCCACAUUUGAGAAGCUGAACUUUCUGACGUCUAAAGAGGAAAACUAUACUCGUAUGAGAGAGUACAUACGCUCGCUGAAGAUGGUACCCUGCAUACCCUACCUUGGGAUCUACCUGCUGGACAUGAUUUACAUAGACUCGGCCUAUCCUGCGUCAGAUAGCAUCAUCGAGACGGAGCAGAGAGCCAAUCAAAUGAACAACCUUCUGAGAGUCAUUUCAGAUUUGCAGAUGUCCUGUAACUAUGAUCACCUGGUGACCCUGCCGCACGUCCAGAAGUACCUCAUGUCUGUACGCUACAUCGAGGAGCUGCAAAAGUUUGUGGAGGAUGACAACUUUAAGAUCUCUCUGAAGAUUGAACCUGGAAACAGCUCCCCUCGCAUCGCUUCAUCUAAAGAGGACCUUGCAGGCCUUUCUGAGGUCUCUGUGUCCAUGAGAUACAGCCGACGGCCAACGUGUCCUGAUGCAUCUGUGGGUGUGCGCAUCCCCACACCCCCUCCAUCUCAUCACAGGAAGAGCCACAGCUUGGGAAACAAUAUGAUGUGCCAGUAUGGCAUGUCUGAGAGCCGCAGUGCCACAUUUCCCAUAGAGAAAGCACGCCACCUGCUGGACGACAGCUUCCUGGAAUCCCAGAGCCCCGUCAGAAACGAUCCACAUAGUACUUCAGUAUCCAAUGGCCUCUCACUCGGAAGCAGUGAAAGUUCUUUUGGUGAAGAAUUGUCUCCUGGAAUAGGAGAGAGGAGCCGCAUGUAUGCCACACUGGGCCCAAACUGGAGAGUCCCACUACGCACCUCGCCUCGCAGUCGGAGCUAUGUUUUCAGCUCAUCUCCUGGAAACUGCUACAACUGCUGUGAGGCCAGUAAUGUGACUAUAGAGGGCCCACUACGGAGGAAAACGCUGCUAAAAGAGGGGCGCAAACCAAAGUUGUCAUCCUGGACAAGGUUUUGGAUUUCUCUAUCAGGAUCAACACUCACUUUUUAUGGUGCGAAAGCACUUAGAGCCUCUGAGAGAAAACAUUAUAAGUCCAGUCCUUGUAAGAAGGUAUGUGUAACUGGCUGGAUGGUGGUACUACCAGACGACCCUGCCCGACCUAACAUUUUUCAGCUAAAUGACCCAGAUAAAGGCAAUGUUUACAAGUUCCAGACUGGAUCCAGGUUUUCGGCAAUCAUCUGGCACAAAAAUCUGGAGGAAGCAAGCAGAAGCAGCAAACCUCAGAUACCAGCAAACCUGAUGUCAUUUGAGUGAUGGUGAACUCGGCUUGGGGGACGUUUCUAUGCCAAAGCUGCUUGGACUGAAACAGAAGGGAUAAAGUGGACAGGUGAUGAGCAUCUUGUUUCACCUCUCAGAUGAAGCUGUGAGGUGCCCUGUGUGUAUUUGCUCCAAGUUUGUUGUUCACUGUUGACGUGAUGCUGCUGUGAAGAUGCGAGUGAGCGUCAUGGCCUGGCCCAUGUUGGGUUUCCGCUGAAGUGGGAGCACCUUCAGCACAUAUGCCUGGAGAACAGUGUUAGCUUAAGUGUGCCCAACAUCUGUGUUCAGUGUUAUUGAGACUCUGUUAUGAAACACUAAUGAUGUGAAUAAUAACAAACAAUUUUCUUAAAAUUGCAUUUCAACUAUCAUCUUAAGAAGGAGCAACAGUGAUAUCUGUUCUGCUCGGAAAAGCUAGUAUUGCAUUAAUAUACACAUAUUAAUGCAGUACUGGCUUUUCAGAGCAGGCUAAAGUAUGUUCAAAAAGCAAAAAGAACAAGAACACUGGAUAUCUAAUAUCUCAUGAGAGAAGGAAUUGUGUGUAUUUUCCCUUUGCUACCUCAGCCGGUAGUAGUCCUGAUGUAGUUUUAACUGAGGGAUGCUUAAUAACAUGGGACAUAGUGACACUAAAGAAAAAUAUAAUGGUUGAAAACCAUAACAAUAGCAAUGUCCAGUCAUUCUCAAAAUAACACAUUUUCAUGCUUGUUUGAACUAAAGCAAUUUACUAAAGAAACUAGCUUUUACAAUCAUGUCCUUGUAAAUACUGUAUUUAUUUUAAAUGCUUAUUUUGCAUAUUUGACAUACUAUAUGUGUAAAGGUACUUUCAAGUUCUAUCCUCUAGAAGGACAUUUUGGAGAAAAAAACUUUUAAAUGUAUGUCUGACCUGAACACAAAUUAGACCAAACAAAGUCUAAACAUUAUUCGUCUGCUGCAUCACAAUUUUACCAUUAAUAAAAGACGAUAUCACAAACUUCAACAUUAAUGUAGUAUAAAAUGCACUGUUUCCUUCAGUAUGGACACAGUUUCUUAAAUGUAUUUCACUGGCUGCGGUUACAUGGCUUUCAAAAUCUGAUAAAUAUCACAUUUUUUGAGUUAUAAGAUUAUGUAAAACUAAAAAGCAAAGUCAUCUAAUUUCCCUCUGAUAACUCACAUCAGAUUUUGCAGUUUACAUUCGAGAAAUCUUAAAGGUCCAGAAAUCAGAUUCUAAUCAGAUGUUGUGUGCAUGAGAACAAGGCCACUAAUGCUGUUACAGUCUUUAUCUAAUCUGAGCCAAAAUAUUAUACCUGCAAAGGCACUGUCAAUCAUUUAAAAUGUCCAGCAGUACUGAUUGCUAGAUGUCAAUGAAAAACAUAUGAAAUGUACUGAUCCUAUUUUUUCUAACUACAGAGACACCAACAAACAGCCCACAUGUUAUUUUUGAGGUGCUUGGCUAAUUCACUUGGUAUGACUGUAGGCUAUUACCAGUAUUGGAGUUUUAAUUUGCUUUGUUUUAAUAAUAAUACAUAUUUCUAAAAAAUGUGUAUGACAGUGACUACCGUGUUUUUAUUACUAUUAUCACUUGCUGCUCAAAUGAAAGAUCUUUCUUCGCAAGAUGUGUCAAGAAAAUGUUCUAGCAAAUGGUCCUUGUUUAUGAUCAAAUGAAAACUAUGAAGAUGAAAAAAAUAUAUCCAAAUGAAUCUGUGACUAGGCCUGGGCUGUACAAAUGUUCUGCACAGUUUGACUUUUUUAUUCUGAGCACUUUUAUGAGGCAUGUUGCUUCAAAUGUUUGUAAUCCAUUUGAACAGGCCUGUCAUUUUGACAUCCUGGAACUAAAUAAUGAAAUUGUUAGAGGAAAAAUACGUUUUACCAUUGAAACUCUCUAAACAUUAAUAAUGCUCUUGGAGCUGUUUUUCUUUUAGCUUUCAUUUGGUGUUUUAACCUGCCAAUCCAAUUACACAUGAUCUGCUCAGAUCUGUGUGUGUUGUAGUGACAAAUACUUGUCCAUGAAGUAUUGCUUUAAAAUGUGUUUACAUCAUUUUUUAUUAUUUUUAUAUAGUUUUAUAGUUUUAAUACACUUUGAUAUUAUCAAGUUCAGUUCAUGAGUAGCACCUGUACGUAAGUAAGUUUCUAGUGUCAUAAAUGAAAACAAACCACUGGAUUGUGUUGGAAUGUUUUUUGUUUUGUUUUUUCCUUUAAUUUAUUACAUAUAGCACUGCUUUUUGUGGUUGUAUUUUUCAGUGUCAUGAUAUUGAUUCUGAAUAAAAUGUACAGACAAA
Molecule: messenger RNA, 4413 nt
Organism: Boleophthalmus pectinirostris (great blue-spotted mudskipper)
Lineage: Eukaryota; Metazoa; Chordata; Actinopteri; Gobiiformes; Gobiidae
Product: ras-specific guanine nucleotide-releasing factor RalGPS1
Exons: 20
Coding region: 416-2158 (580 amino acids)
Biological process (GO): positive regulation of GTPase activity; Ras protein signal transduction
Cellular component (GO): plasma membrane
Molecular function (GO): guanyl-nucleotide exchange factor activity
Source: RefSeq, a predicted model, not a curated record